Messenger RNA from Acanthopagrus latus (yellowfin seabream), 1205 nucleotides. RefSeq names its product distal membrane arm assembly complex 1 (gene dmac1). The record is from RefSeq and is a predicted model, not a curated record. The coding region runs from base 235 to 510 and encodes 91 amino acids. Lineage: Eukaryota; Metazoa; Chordata; Actinopteri; Spariformes; Sparidae. The transcript has 2 exons.
GAAACGUCAGGUUCAGAAUCCGGAAGUACUCCUGAAGCUGUCCUCUGACCAAACAGCAUGUCAAAGAGCUGAAAUAUAGUCCAGCAGAAGUCUCUGUCCUUCAUGAACCACCUGCAGACAACUUCCACACAGGUGCGACUCUUACCUGUUCGUCUUUGUCUGACGUCACCAGGCGCUCCUGACCAGGACGUGUGUUAACAUUAGCUUUAGCUUUAGCACACCUCCUGCGGCACAAUGUCAACAGCACCGGAGGCUCCUCCAGGUCCAGCAGGUGUGGAUCUAUCGGCCCCCGGCCAGAAGUUCAUGAGCUGCUGGAGCUGCCGGCUCACCUCCGGCGGGGGUCUGGUUCUGUCCGGAGCCUACGUGUUCAACGCGGCCCGCAGAGUGAUGCGGCAGGGCGGAACCACCUCCAUAGGGACCGUGGCCCAGAUCACAUUUGCUGUCGGUCUGGCCGCCUGGGGGCUGGUUCUGAUCACUAACCCGGUGGGGAAGGCCCAGAGGAAGACGUGAAGACAGCCAACUCAUCAACAGCACCAUGAACUUUUAAAGCUGCUCGUUCUGGACUGAAGGUUCUGGACUGGAGGUUCUGGACUGGAGGUUCUGGCCGUGUGACUCCUGGAGGUGCUGCUCUUCAGUCUGUUUGGUUCGCGUGUUGAUUAGUUGAAUAAAAUAGUGAAAGAUGAUACAUGUCAUCCUUUAAAUCUGUUGUAUGAACAUCUGCGAUAGUAUUCAACAGUAGAUAAUAUAUAGUACAUGUUUUUAUGUGUGGUACUGAGCAGCAGCACAGAACCAGAGUUCUGUUCAUCAGAAUACUGAUGAUGAAUUCUUGUGGACACUGACAAGCCAUCAGACCCAAAGAAAAGAUUAUCAGCAUUAAUCUAAAUCAAAUGAGAUUAUUUUACUUUCUUAACACUUCAGUUUUAAUCACAUGCUGUUUGGACUCUGGACGUAGAACCUGCAUCAGAACCACUGAUGGACACUGUAGAGUUCAGGCCUGCAGGAUGUUACACACACUUCUGGUUCAGGAACUUUCAAUUCCUUCACUUUCUGUCUGAUAUGAAUAUUAAAGCCGACCGUCAGCUCUUCUCUUUAUGUUUCAGGAUCAGGAUUCAUUUAUUUCUUUACUUUACGACAGACUUGUUCGAUGGGAUUUGUCGUCACUAUUUACUACUCACAAAAUAAAUGAUACACUGGAUGUGGAAUAA